Molecule: messenger RNA, 7797 nt
Organism: Microplitis mediator
Lineage: Eukaryota; Metazoa; Arthropoda; Insecta; Hymenoptera; Braconidae
Product: probable G-protein coupled receptor 158
Exons: 12
Coding region: 611-4246 (1211 amino acids)
Biological process (GO): G protein-coupled receptor signaling pathway
Cellular component (GO): membrane
Molecular function (GO): G protein-coupled receptor activity
Source: RefSeq, a predicted model, not a curated record
AUUCAUCCCUUCUCAGUCUGGCGCCGCGUGCGAACCUCGUACGAGCUCGGACUCCGUUGCUCUGUCUCCCGAAAUCGCUCGAUUUAUUCGCCAAACCGUUUGUUUAUCUCACCGAUUUUUUAUGGGUUAAUUUUUUUAAUUCGCUACUAGACAAUGAUCGAAAUAGUCAAGUCGACUUUUAGUAAUGGAGUAAUGUAAUUAUGGUCAAAAAAUUUAUUUUAAGUAAAAGUAUAAAAUAAUAGUCUAUUAUUGUUGUUAUUAUUAUUAUUGUUAUUAUUGUUAUUAUUAUUAUUAUGAUUAUUGAAUAGUAAAAUGAGUGUGGGUAAAUAAAUUAAAAGUGUAACAUUAGUCACGGUGAUUUGUGAUCGCUAGGAAGUACGGAAUUUCAUUUGACACAAGUGUACAAAUAGUUUAUUUCUGUAUAUAUAAUAUAUAUUGAGCAGAUAAGUGGCGAAGGAAUGAAAUGAAUCUACCACAUGGUACGUUUAUAAAUUAUUCAAGGUCACAAUUGACCUUGAAUAUUAAUAAUGAAAAAUCAUUAAAUGUCAUUUUAUAAUAAUAAUAAUAAUAAUAAUAAUAUUAAUUAUAAUAAUAAUAAUAACAACAAACAAUGAGUGUCUGUGGGUUUCGGUACUCGGGUGUUGUAAUACUUCUUACGACCACGACGUUGCUAUCAAGUAUCCUCACACUGUCGUUGGUCGGAACCGAAGAGUCUCAUCCACCGAUUGAGAAGCCUCGAGAGAUACUUCGUCAUCAGCAGACACACCGUCCGCUGUUCAUUGAUCGCCGUCUGAUUCACGACAUCAAGAUACCCGGGUCCUGGUUCACUGGGGAUUUAAACAACCGAGUGUCCGAAACACUGGAUCAGCCCGACUUCGGUAAUCUACGAGGGAGAGAUAAAACAAAACCGCCCCGGCCAGAGGAAGAGUUUAGACAGAAACAAAAGCUGUAUGUGGAGUCGGUUAGUAGUAAAGUGGUCAAGGUGGAAACCCCGAGUGAUGGAGGACACUUUCCUAAACCGGAAACGAAUGUCGAGAAGCUUCAGAUAAGACAUGGAAGGUCACGCGGGCACUAUGGCAGGUCCAAGAAAAUCGAACAAGUACCUGAAAUCAAGACAACCUUUUCGCCUCAAGAUAAAUUCAAGACGUACCUUAAUCUCGAGGAGGAUUUUAUUGACAGUGAGAGCUACGAAAUAGACCAGAGUGUCGAUCCGAUCUACUCGAAAUUGGUUGGACCAAACGACACCCUCUACGUGGAUAUUGACCUGGAUUUUAAGGACUCGGUUUACGGAAAUACAACAACGCGCGAUCUAAUUUCAAAGUCACAAAAUAUUCUUAAAAAGUUUGGAAACGGGGAUAAGGAACGUGAAGUGCGUCGAAGUGACUUGUUUAAAAAAAUUGAUAAACUAUCCGACAGAGAUGCGAAACCUAAAUUCGUUGAAAUAGCCAGUAGAAAUAUAACUUUUGAGAGCAGCACGCGAAAGCACGAUGUUUACGGUGUCUUGGUUCAUCAUCCGACGGAAAUAAAGACUUUUGACGAGUUUGUCGAGCGAAAUGCCGAGAUGGAUUACGCUUACGAGGAGUUUAGUAAAAAUUUAACUGAUGCCGAUUCAGAGAGAAAAGUUUUCGACGUAGGCGUCGACGAUGUCAAGAGGAAAGUCGAUAAGCCCAGUGUGCAAGAUGACAUUGUCACGCGAUUUUUGCGAAUAAUUGAAAACCAACACUUGUUGGGUGAAAACUGCACUGCGGGAACGGAUCUAAAUUUGGGCGAGGGUGUCGUAGAUCAGUACGCGCAAGAGAGAUUCAGAUUGGAAGCCAAUUUUGCAGUUAAUCGAGCGAAUAUGCUGACGCGGUUGUGGAAAUAUGCCCCAGAAGUUAUGCUGUCUUCUGAGUAUUUGUUGCAUGCAAGCGUCCUGUCAAUGGUGGAAUUCGACGAGGACAUUUUUGCGGCUGGCAAUUGCUACGACAAAAUGCAGUACAAGGAUCAUUGGCUCUAUUGUCCUUUCGCGCAUCGAUUGCCCGAUCACGACGGCGUUCUUGUUAAGGAUUUGGCUAUUGAGUACAAGUAUUUGAGCAAUAGCAGUGAGUGGUUUUUCAUCGCCAGGAAGAAUGCCGAGAGAGUUAUUGCCAGCAACAACCAAUUUAGCCAUGGCUACCACAGUUACACAUUAAAUGAGAGCACCCACACAGAUCGCAUUGAAGACGAAAUUCUAACAGUAAGAUAUGAGGACGGUCGUUGGUCAAAACCUUAUUAUGAUUGCGGUGGCGGCAACAUCUGGAUGCUCACUUACACGGUCCCGUUCUUCGGCUAUGCUAAUAAUACAUAUUUUUUCAAAGGCACCAGCGGAAUCGAUAUUGACCUUAGGAGAGUGGACAUCGAUCAGUGUCCGUUGCCCCCUGGUUCUCUUCAGCUAAACAUUUUUGCAGCCAGUGAUAAAUGCAAAAAGCGAACGACUGAGUGCGUUGCAAUACCAGGGCUGGGAUUUCGCCGCGGAAGUUAUCGUUGUGUUUGUAAACGCGGUUUUUAUUAUCCAGAUAUAAAGUCUACAGAACGUUAUUAUAAUGGUACCGUUGUUGAAGAGGAAUUUGAAAAGCUUAUGCUGGGCGAGCACAGCCAGUACGCGAUGGACGGAGUUUUCGAGUGUCUUCCGUGCGCCGAGGGCUGUGAGUACUGCGAAAACGGGUCUCCGUGUGUCGUAUCACUAAAUUGGCUUAUGAGGACGGCGCUGCUUAUUCUGGUAUGCUGUGUCAUAGCGUGCCUCCCAGUUGUUAUCCUUUUCACGUGGAAAUAUGGAAAUGUUAAGGUCGUGAAAGCCGCGAGUCCGGUUUUACUCCGCGUUAUUGUUCUUGGCGCGCUAUUCAUUUAUUGCACUACCAUCGUUAUGUAUCCACGUCCUAAUGUAGUGACUUGUACUGUACGAGUUUGGCUACGGGAAAUCGGAUUUUCUCUUACGUAUGGAGCUUUGAUGCUGAAAACAUGGAGAAUAUCCGUAAUAUUCCGGGUUAAGUCAGCAAAAGCAGUAAAAAUAACGGACAUGAAUUUGUUGAAGCGUCUGGGAAUAAUAGUGACGAUUUUCACGGUAUUUCUUGGAAUUCGUACAAUUGUUGCACCGCCAGUGGUUAUCGUUGGGAGAACAGCCGACGAUCUCAAGGCUUAUUUAUGCAAAACGGACUGGUGGGACCAUAGUUUCACAACCCUGGAAGUUAUGUUUCUAGUAUGGGGAAUAAGGCUGUGUAUCGUCGUACGAAAAGCCCCGUCUGAAUUCAAUGAGAGCAGAUUUAUUUCGAUGGCUAUUUAUAAUGAAUUUUUGUUAUCAGUAUUUUUGAACGUUUCGAUGUUAUUCCUCCAGUCACCAGCGAAUCCCGACUUGAUGUACAUAAUUUUCUUCUGUCACACUCAACUCACCGUGACGCCACUUCUGGGCCUUAUUUUCGGGAGCAAGGCGUACGUCGUAUUUCGUGGCGGCGGCAAAGAAGACGCAAUUGGAAAGCUUCCUGGUGCAACGGGUAAAUUUAUUGGAAAGACGUGUCGUGCACAAGCAUCCAGCAACCAGACCAACUCUAUUUCGCUGCAACAGGCCAAUUUUACUGAGGAAGGUGACGGAGUUAUGGAAGAAUUCCGACGUCUCUAUACCCAGCUCGAGAUGCUGAGAGAAAAAAAUAUGCGUUUGGGUAACCGUCAUUUGGCGGCUAAAAUACUUGCGAUGCAGGAGGCGUCAAAUCGUUCGAUAACACCAGUGCCGAGUGUUCAAGGGAUCUCGGCGACGCUUAAAUUAAGCAAUUUGAACAUAACGACCACGUCAACAACGACCUCGACGACAGUCGAAGAAACCAAUGUAAGUAAAUUAAACGCGGAUGUUUAUCAGGACAGCGCCAGUGAUAACGCAAAGACAAAAAGUAAAAAGUCGUCGGACGAUAAUGGCGAGUUGGCAAAUUCACGAGCUGAUAAGGAAGAGGAACUGGGUAACGAGAAUCCUUCGACUUCGGGGUAUUUUAAAAAUGGUAAAAUGCCUGAAAACUGUGUAAAUAUUUGUGACGAAAAUGGGGGUGGGGCUGGUGAUAAUGAUGAUGAUGAUGAGGACGAUAAUGUCAUGAGUUCAAACUCGGUUACAGAUAAUAGUGAAGCUAAUGAAAGUAAAGCUAAAGAUAGAGACAGAAAUAAAAAUAAAUCUGGUCAUGCCCGCACUCACGCGAUUGUCAUUAAUUUGGAUGAUAAGAGCAGAUGUUCUGAUGAAGUUACUGUGUAAAUUAUUAAUUAACUAUAAAUUUUGCUAAUGGUCUACAAGUGGGUCUUGAUAUAUUUUUUACUGUAAAAUUACUUAUGGUAAAUUUUUUUUUCUCAGGUUUUAUAUUUUGGUGACACGCGUUAGUAUCCCGGACAAAAUAUCCCCCGAGAAAAUGUCGGAAUAGUUCAAAAUUUCUAUUAAAAAUCCCCGGGUCAAAAAUAAAAGUUGAUUUAGACUUGGUUGACCAAGUCGAAAUUUGGAGCCGUUUUUCACAAGACAAACUCGACUUUUUUUACGGAGCUAUGAAAUAUAUUAAGUUUUCGCCUUGGUUUAGACUUAACUGGCUUACUUAGUCACGAUUUAAGACGAAAAAGUUGAAAUCAAGUCGAAAUUGACUUGGUUUAGACUUAUUCGACUUAAAUUAUAAGUCGAAAAAGUCAGAACUAAGGUGAAAUAAUUUUUAUAUAUUAAGGCGAAAGUAAGGCGAAUAAAUGACUUUUUUUCGACUUGGUUUAGCAAGUCAAAAGUAAUGUGAAUGACUAUCGUGCUCAAAGUAAAGACGAAUAAGUUGAAACUAAGAUGAAAAAAGUUCAAAAAGUUUAAAAAAAUUUAAUUUAAGUCAAAAAAGUCGAGAUCUUAUCAAAAAAUCGUCGGCAAAUCGAUAACUUCAAAGAAAAUAAGGCGAAGCGAGCCUGAAUCAAGUUUUAUUUUUGACCCGGGUCAUGUUAAUAAAUAAGUUUCAAUGUAAAUAUAUUAUUGUUAGAAUUUGUCAUAACAAGCUUAUGUGUUGGCCUAUUUUAGAAUUAACACUCACAAAAUCCGUGAAAAAAGGGCACAGCACGAUAAUAAGCUAAUUAAUGUUCUCUACUAAUGUUUUUUAAUUAAUUGAAAAUUUUUUAUUUAUAUGCUUUAAUAGGCAAACAGAAAGCAAUAGACCUUGUAGGCCAUUCCUGAAAUUUCCUAUCUUGGACCUAAAAGACAAUGGACCGAAUCUAAUAAUAAAAAUAUUUUUUUUUUAUAUUUCGUUACAGAGAUAUAUUGGUCCUGGGAUAUUUUGUCGGGGGAUAUUAACGCACGUAACUUUACAUUUUAUUCAAAAUUUCACAGACAUUCCAAAAGUGAGACUCAGUUUUUUUGUAUUAAAUAUUUUUUUAAAAGAAUCUCUAAAUCAAAAAAAUCUAUUCAAUUAUAAGUAAAAUCGGUAGUCAGUCGCGAUAAAAAAAAUUUAUCGAUAUUAGUUUAUAAAAAUUUUGUCCAGCCCAUUGUGUCCCGAUUGUCGAUGUCUUGUAAUAAAAUUUAUAGAUCAACCACCAAAUGACCGCAACCUUAAAACUCAACAAUUUUAUAUAAAAAAAAAAAAUAUAUUUUUUCUGCUCAUAAAAAUCUCACGUACGCAAUUACAUUAUCAUAUUAGUAUGCAACCCGACAUGUCGCCUCUCUGAUUUAAAUUACAAAUAUCAAUUUUAUGAUCAAAUAAAAUUAGAUGCACGUGGUCACUAGUCGGUACUGUUGCCAAUUUAAAUUUGAAAUAAAAUAAAAAAAAUCGUAAUAACAAAUCCGACGUAAUUAAUUAUGUUUGGCUUAUCAAUUAAAAUAAUCUAUACUCUAAUUAAUUAACAAAUGUUUCACGUGAUCAGGACAAUUUAAUUAAUAAUUCACUAGUUAUUGUCACGAAACGUAAAUAUCAUUAAUAAAUUAAUUUAUGCGGGAUCAAAAUAUCGUUUUAAAUCAUUAAUAAAUUUUAAUUAACACGUUGGCAUAAUUUAAUUAAAUAAUUUAUUACCGAUAAUAUAUUAACGUUAUUAUUAUUAAAGGAAAUCGCAAUCUGCUCACUUGAUUAUUAAAAACAAAAUGUACAUAAAUAUAUAUGAGUUAAAAAUGAUAUUUUAUGUAAAUAUUUACGAGAAAUUUUGUAAAAAAAUAUCAGCAACAGCUCGAUAAUUUAAAAUAAACAAAUUUAGUUGCUCGCGAAUGUAUCAGCAUUAAGUGGAAUUUAUUGUAUAUUAUGUACAUACAUACAUACAUACAUAUUUAUAUAAUAUUUCAAGUUGUAUUAAAGUCUGUGCUUAAAAUAAAUAAAAAUGUAGUUGGAAAAUAAAAAUGAGACUAAAAUAAAUAUGAGGGUUAAAAUAAAAAAUAUGAAGAGUAGAGUAAAGUUUAUUUGGUCAGUCAGACACAAGGGUUGUUUGGAGUUUGUUUAUUUACCAAAACUCUAAAUGAAAUGAUGACAUUGUUUUCUAACAGAGUGUAAGCUUGUAUAUAAGUUCUAUAUAUACAUAUAGAUAUAUAUAGAAAGAGAGAAAGAGAAAGAGAAAGAGACAGAUAGAGAAAAAGUAUGUUACAGUGUCUGACCUAGUGCAACUUUGUUCUUCUUCGUAUUUGGCCAACUAGACAAUUACAUGUCAUCGCUUAUCAAUAAAACUAUAGAGGCUUCAAAUUAAUAAUUAAUUUAGAUGAAAUUUUUUUUUAUUUCGAUCUGUUGGGUAAAGGGCGGGCAAGAUCAGGACAAAAAAUUUAAUUUUUUUAAAUUGACUGCGAUAAAUAUUCUAAUAAAGAAAAAAAAAAUUUAAUGGUAAACUGUAAAUUUUGGUAAUAAGUAACUUUGGUAGAUUUUUUUUUUAAAUGAAGGAAAGCACGGAAUCAAGGCUCUGAAUAUUUAAAAAAAAAAGUAUGAAAAAAUAGUAAUUUUAUUUUUAGCUCGUUCUUCUUUACGGUGAAUUUAUAAAAAAAUAAAUUUAUGUAAAAUAUAUACAGGGCUUGUAAUCUUCAUAAAAAUUUAUUUUUCACUUUAGAUCAAGUAUAUAUUUAUUACCGAAGAAAAUUUCUUGCCACAUUAUUAUUCUCGUUGUUUGAAAAUUUAUGAAAAAAAUUCGGGAUUAAAAAAACCUCAAGAUUGAUUCUUUUUUUUUUGUGAUAAAAAAAUAUAUAAGCCGUUAUUCUGUAUUGACAAAACAAUGACUAGAGAAUUGAGAUAAUGUAAAAAAAAACGGCUGUGCCAAAGUUUUCCCGCCUCCAGCCCUCGAAUUCAAAAUAAAUUUUUAAAAUAAUCAUGAAAAAUAAACUGAGCCCCAAAAAUUUUCAUGAUUAUUUUUUGUAAACAAUUAAGUUUUUAUUUCAUUUGUAAAUAGUUUCAUAUUUUUAAAUUAAUUAAUUGCUUCCUCUGAUAAUUUUUUUAUGCUUACAUUUAAUAAUUAUUAAUUUUAAUAAGCAAUUAACCCUUCGUUGGUCGCGUCGCGAAAAAUCGCCGUCAUGUUAAUUUUCUUACAGUGUUGCCAAAUCUAUAGACAAUUUAUGACAGCCAUACUAGCUUUCUAUAUUUCGGUUUCGUAUAUGUGGCAACACGUUGAGAAUAAAAUUUCACUGUCUAGUUUGGUCGUGCUCACUCGACGUUUAUUAUUUAAUAUGUAAUUAAUAUAAAUAGUUAUAAUUAUAUAUAGGGCCCGGAUUUUUGCGUUAAUUCAAAAAUAAUUAAUAAUUAGUGGUGUGAAAUUUUUUAUAUUACGGGGAAAAUAUUGGUCUUAUGAAAAAAGUUUUCAAACAAAAUUUGUAGGAAAUAUAAUUUUCUAAAAAAA